This is a messenger RNA of Gracilinanus agilis (Agile Gracile Mouse Opossum), 976 nucleotides long. Its product is annotated as hyaluronidase-2-like. The record is from RefSeq and is a predicted model, not a curated record. The annotation marks the transcript as partial. NCBI's taxonomy places the organism in Eukaryota, Metazoa, Chordata, Mammalia, Didelphimorphia, Didelphidae. Gene Ontology annotation, biological process: hyaluronan catabolic process; carbohydrate metabolic process. The transcript has a single exon. Gene Ontology annotation, molecular function: hyalurononglucosaminidase activity.
GUCCUCAGCCCUUAGCUUCCAAGGCCAGCCUGGGCCCCCCAGCCUGCGCCCCCACUUUCUGCUGCUGCUGCUGCUGCUUUCAGCUAGUCCCAUGGACCCCCGAACCUUGAAGCCGUCUCUGUCCCCAGUGCUGCAGAACCGGCCCUUCCUGGUGGUAUGGAACGCUCCCACCUCCCGCUGCCGUACUGCCUUCGGCCUGCCCUUGCCCCUUGAGCCCUUUGGUGUGGUAGCCAAUGACCAGGAGGCCUUUGCGGGGGGCAACAUCACCAUCUUCUACCAGCAUCAGCUAGGGCUGUACCCACACUACCAGGCGGCCCCAGCUCCAGUGCCUCUGCCAGUGCACGGGGGCUGCCCCCAGAAUGCCAGCCUCCGUGCCCACCUGGAUGCCAUGGAACGUGACCUGGAGGCCGCCAUCCCCUCCCGGGCCUUCUCUGGCCUUUCUGUCAUUGACUGGGAGACCUGGCGUCCUCUCUGGGUCCGGAACUGGGACAAGAAGGGGGUCUACCGCACCAUGUCCGCUCAUCUGGUUCGCCAGCGCUACCCCAGCUGGCCCCAGGGUCGGGUGGAACUCCAAGCUCAGUGGGAGUUUGAGACCGCGGCUGCCCGCUUCAUGUCCGAGACGCUGCGCCUGGCGAGGGCACGGAGACCCGGGGGUUGGUGGGGCUACUACCUCUUCCCUGACUGCUACAACUACCACUACUGGGAGGACUUUGAAAACUUCACGGGGCAUUGCCCAGGCAUCGAACGGCAACGCAAUAAUGCCCUGCUCUGGCUCUGGGAGCAAAGUCGGGCCCUUUACCCCUCCAUCUACCUGGAGGAGGUACUUCAAGGCUCAGCCCAGGGUGAGCGCUUUGUGAGGGCCAAAGUAUGGGAGGCCCUGAGGGUGGCUGAACUGCCCCCCUCCACCAGCUACUCGCUGCCCGUCUUUGUCUACGCCCGACCCUUCUACUCCUAUACCCUGAAGGAGCUGGCACAG